Molecule: messenger RNA, 1656 nt
Organism: Verruconis gallopava
Lineage: Eukaryota; Fungi; Ascomycota; Dothideomycetes; Venturiales; Sympoventuriaceae
Exons: 2
Coding region: 1-1572 (523 amino acids)
Molecular function (GO): heme binding; monooxygenase activity; iron ion binding
Source: RefSeq, a predicted model, not a curated record
AUGGGCUUAAUGGUUGCCCUCUAUGCCUCUGUGGCAUCGUUACUUGCUGGCCUUGUACUACACAUCGGCUAUGAAUUGCUGUUUUCUCCGCUUCGCCACGUCCCUGGUCCUUUUCUGGCACGAUUCACAAGACUGUGGUAUCUAAGAUGCAUGUAUUCCGGCAAGGCUGAACAAGAGAUCAUCACGCUCCAUCGUAAAUAUGCAAAACAGGGCCAGUUCUUCGCGCCGGUCGUUCGUCUAGCCCCGAAUAUGUACAGCGUCGUCGAGGCGGACAAGUCGAUAUACGGGGUUCAAACGAAGGCUACGAAAAGUCUAUGGUAUGAGAGCUGGAAACAUCCCGCGCCUGAGCGAUGGACGUUGUUCCCGUUGAGAAACAUCAAACUGCACGCCGAAGUGCGAAGAAAGUUCCAAGGACUGUAUUCGAUGACUUCCAUGAUCUCUUACGAGACGUAUGUUGACGAAAGCGUGGAUGUCUUAGUUUCACGUUUACGGAAGGCAAUCUCAACAGCGCCCGCGGGCGUCAUCGACCUGGCAAAUCUGUUUCAAUGCUAUGCGUUCGACGUUGUAGGCAUGGUGACGUACGGCUCACGUUUCGGAUUUUUAGACAGCCCCGAGAAUGCAAAGUCGAUAUUUUCGGGACUAGAUAGCGCAUUCAAAUACUCGGCGCUGGCGGGCCUUUUCCCAUCCGCACACCCGUACCUGUACAGCAUCAUGGAGCGGAUUCCGGGUAGUGGAGCGGCCAGCCGUAAUAUGGUCGUUGGGUUUGGAAUGCGUCAGCUGAAGAAAAAGCAGGACGAGUCGUCUCAGACGGAGAAGGAAUUCCACAAAGUUGCGACUGGAGAAGGCAACGCCGCCGAACCAGAAGAUUUUGUUACAAAGAUGUUGAACUUACAGAAGAGUGACAAGCAAAGCAUCAAUGCCUACCACAUCUCCAUGAUGAGCUUGGGCAAUAUUUUUGCCGGUAGCGACACCGUGGCCAUCACCCUGAGCGCCAUCUUCAUGUAUCUGGUACAAACUCCGAGAGCAAUCCGCCGACUACGAGCGGAAGUCCAAGAUGCGCAAGCAAAUCUGGCUUCACGCAGUAGAGAAGCGUUGCCUUGCGCAGUUUUGCAGAAUAUGCCAUAUCUUCAAGCUUGUGUCAAAGAGGCACUUCGGUUACAUUCUGCCGUUGGUCUGCCACUGUGGCGGCAAAGUCCUUCGGGAGGAGUAAAAGUUGGAGGAGAGUACUUUCCAGCAUCCGUCGACAUAGGACUGAAUCCUUGGGUGGCGCACUACAAUGCUGAUAUUUGGGGCCCGGAUACAAAAGAGUUCAGACCGGAACGAUGGAUCGAAGCUGAGGCAGAGGGCGGCGAGCGACCAAAAGUGUUGGAGCGUAACCUAGUGUCCUGGGGACUGGGUUCGCGUACUUGUAUAGGAAAAAACAUCGCCAUGCUCGAGAUGACGAAGUUGAUUCCACGACUGAUCCAAGAAUUCGAUAUGGAAACGGCCUUUGGAGAACGAAAUUUUAUCACACACAAUCAUUGGUUUGUAAAGCCCAGCAAUUUUUUCGUGAGGCUUCGAGAAAGAGUCUGAUGAAUUAUGCGCAACUUGCCAAUUUGAAGUUUGAGCUAAAAGCCAUGAAUUUUUCAACAUAAUUUGAUUUUGACCACUUAAUUU